This is a messenger RNA of Australozyma saopauloensis, 519 nucleotides long. RefSeq lists its product as uncharacterized. Gene Ontology annotation, molecular function: mRNA binding; enzyme activator activity. The record is from RefSeq and is a predicted model, not a curated record. Gene Ontology annotation, biological process: deadenylation-independent decapping of nuclear-transcribed mRNA; deadenylation-dependent decapping of nuclear-transcribed mRNA; positive regulation of catalytic activity. Lineage: Eukaryota; Fungi; Ascomycota; Pichiomycetes; Serinales; Metschnikowiaceae. Gene Ontology annotation, cellular component: P-body. Bases 1 to 519 code for a protein of 172 amino acids. The transcript has a single exon.
AUGGCAACUGAAACACAACAACUCUCGCCAGAAAAGGCACUCGAACUAUACAAAAACACCCUCAACUUCAACGUCAUCUCCAGAUACGACCCUCGAAUCAAACAACUCCUCUACACCGCAUCUCAUUGUGUUCUCUACAAAUUCAACGCUGGAGAAUGGGAAAAGAAAGAAUUCCAAGGCACGCUAGCCCUAUACUUGAGACACUUUGUGAGUGAUGUUCCACAGAGACAGUUGGGUGAGGCAGAUUUGCAGGAUGUGUUCUGUUAUGGGUUGAUUCUUCUCAAUAGACUUUCUCCACAAAACUUUUCGAUAGGACUCCUACCUAACAGCGCCAGUCGUGUUUUUUAUCCACACGGAGUUAAUGGAAAUGGUGUGUUGCAGAUGGAUGUGGAGAUAAAUGCCAACUUGAUCAUUCUUAAGAACUUGGUUGGUGAUAUCUAUGGGUUGUGGGUCUUCGACGAGGAAGAGAGACAAAAGCUCUUCCAGUUGUUGAAGUUCUGUUUGAACGGUAAUCUGUAA